CGCAAGGGAAACAGAUCGAUCGGCCCACAUCAUCAUGGACAUGGCGAUGGAGCUACCUGACGAUCUGCUCGCCGAUGUCCUCCGCCGUCUUCCUCCGCACAGCCUUGCCGCGGCACGGUGCGUCCACAGCUCGUGGCGCGCCAUCAUUGACACCCGCCGCCUCAUGCACCUCCUCCCGCUCCGGCUGGCCGGCAUCCUCAUCAACUUCAACGGCCACAACCUCACCGAGCUCUUCGCCCGCCCCACGCCGUCACCCACGGUCAGUGCCAAGUUCCACCAAUACCUGCCUGACGGGGCCCGUGAUGCGAUCGUCAUGGACCACUGCAACGGCCUCCUCCUUCUGGAAGGCGGCUACGUGGUGAACCCCGCCACACGGCAGUGGGCGACGCUGCCCUCCCCACGGCCGCCAUGCCGCUACGGCGAGAAGCACUUCUGUUACCACGAGUACAUCAUGUUUGACCCUGACGUGUCACCCCACUACGAGGUGCUCGUCGUCCCGGAAGCUUACAGGCGGGAAACACUGGAACCUAGGGUUGAAGAGUGGGAGUGGCCGCCGUCGCCGAUGUUGCUGCAUGCUUUCUCCUCGAGGACGAAUAGGUGGGAGGAGAGAUCAUUUGAGAGGCGGGGUGAGGCAUUCGGCACCAUCGCCGAUCUGCCUUUGUCCGACAACCAAACAAGUGUUGUCUACUGGCAUGGGCACCUCUAUGUGCACCACUAUUUUUUUAUGAGAAUAUCUUUAUCAAGCAGCAAGUACCAAGUAAUUAAACUGCCGCAAGAUAUUAAUUUGAGUAGUGUUUCACAAGGAGCGCUAGCAAGAUCAGAGAAGGGAGUGUAUCUCGCAUCAAUUGAUUCGUACACAGCACGGCUUCAAGUUUGGAUCCUCGAUGAAUCUUGUGCUUGCCUCGAGUGGGUCAUGAAGUAUCGAGCAGAUAUUAGGCAUAUAUUGUCACAUCGGAGCUGCAAUCCGAAAGUUCACGGGUCUUGGGUCAUGGAAGAUAUCAACUAUCAUUCUUAUCAUGACAUAUUUCCUGAUUACAAAGAACAAGCACCACCUGAAAAUGGAUUUGAAUGGGACUCUGAUAAUGAGGAUGUUCUUGACACCAAAGAUAAGAUUGAAGGGGAGUACGGACAAGAAAUUUACAUCAUUGGAUUUCAUCCUCAGAAAGAAGUUGUUUUUUUAUGUGAAUCAUUGGAGAGAGGAUUUGCCUAUCAUUUGAGUACCUCAAAGCUUCAGGAGUUGGGAAACAUGUAUCCCACACACUAUGAUUGGUUUGCUGAAGGCUAUAACAUAGAAAGCUCGUUUCCAUACACACCGUGUAGGACCUCAGAGUUCCCUGCAGAUAAUUGAUUCAGGAGCGUGUCAUAGAUUAAUUGUUUAGAGCUAGCAACACCCUUGGUGUAUUCAAAUCCAGUAGAACAUGUGUAAUGCUACCUUUUCACAUUAUA
Messenger RNA from Triticum aestivum (bread wheat), 1446 nucleotides. RefSeq lists its product as uncharacterized. The transcript is spliced from 2 exons. The record is from RefSeq and is a predicted model, not a curated record. Lineage: Eukaryota; Viridiplantae; Streptophyta; Magnoliopsida; Poales; Poaceae. Gene Ontology annotation, molecular function: protein binding. Bases 35 to 1348 code for a protein of 437 amino acids.